GCUCAUCAACAAGCUGCAGCCGGGCUCGGUGCCCAAGGUGAACGAGCCCGUCCAGAACUGGCACAAGCUGGAGAACAUCGGGAACUUCCUGCGGGCCAUCACACGCUACGGGGUCAAAGCCCACGACAUCUUCGAGGCCAACGACCUCUUCGAGAACACCAACCACACCCAGGUCCAGUCCACCCUCAUCGCCCUCGCCAGCCAGGCCAAGACGAAGGGGAACAACGUGAGUUUGGGGGUGAAAUACGCGGAGAAGCAGCAGCGGCGCUUCCACCCCGAGAAGCUGCGCGAGGGCAGGAACAUCAUCGGGCUCCAGAUGGGCACCAACAAGUUCGCCAGCCAGCAGGGCAUGACGGCCUACGGGACACGGCGGCACCUCUACGACCCCAAACUGGGCACGGACCAGCCCCUGGACCAGGCCACCAUCAGCCUCCAGAUGGGCACCAACAAAGGCGCCAGUCAGGUGGGGACAGGGGGGGACAGGGGGGACACUGACAUCACCAUGGGGACACCAACACCACCACGGGGACAGGGGGACACUGACA
Neopelma chrysocephalum (saffron-crested tyrant-manakin) is the source of this 545-nucleotide messenger RNA. RefSeq names its product calponin-1-like. NCBI's taxonomy places the organism in Eukaryota, Metazoa, Chordata, Aves, Passeriformes, Pipridae. The transcript has 4 exons. The record is from RefSeq and is a predicted model, not a curated record. Gene Ontology annotation, biological process: actomyosin structure organization. Gene Ontology annotation, molecular function: actin binding. The annotation marks the transcript as partial.